Ceraceosorus guamensis is the source of this 582-nucleotide messenger RNA. RefSeq lists its product as hypothetical. The transcript has a single exon. The record is from RefSeq and is a predicted model, not a curated record. Bases 166 to 501 code for a protein of 111 amino acids. Lineage: Eukaryota; Fungi; Basidiomycota; Exobasidiomycetes; Ceraceosorales; Ceraceosoraceae.
UGAGACGAUCAGUACGCUGCUGCUGCAUUCGUGAGUCCAUUAGCUGCCUGCCUGUGCUGCACGCUGCCUCCAAUCACAACCACAACCGCGAUCCCCAAUUUCGCGACGCGUCGUGAGCUACGCGCGCAGACAGCAACACCUUCGCUCGCGCUCGCUCGCGCCCGCAUGCAUGCAUGCCUCUCUGCAUUCGCAUUCGUGAUUAGAACUCGGUGCCCAUCAUGCCUAAACGGUACGGCACGACUUUCGUUGCUCCGCGUGAGUCCUCCUAUCCAGGUGAAGGGCGAUGCAAACGCACGUAUGCUCAUCCCUUCAUCCCGCGAAUCAAGGAACCACAUCGAAAGCGGCGCUCGCUUCGAAGGCGGCUUGUCUUGGACGUAUGAUGCAGACACGCAAGGUCGCUUGAGGGCGAGUAGAGGCUUAGAGCGGCCCGUGAAGGGUGGAGAGACAAAAGACCUUUGCCGAUCUCUUGGGCGGUCGACGCUUUGUGGCGAAUCUUGCUAAGACGGGACGCAAGUUUAGCGGGUGGAUUCGGGUGGAUUUGAACCUAGACCGCUUGCUCAGGAGGUGCAACUGGUGAGGUGU